This is a messenger RNA of Necator americanus (New World hookworm), 462 nucleotides long. RefSeq lists its product as uncharacterized. The record is from RefSeq and is a predicted model, not a curated record. NCBI's taxonomy places the organism in Eukaryota, Metazoa, Nematoda, Chromadorea, Rhabditida, Ancylostomatidae. Gene Ontology annotation, biological process: RNA splicing. Gene Ontology annotation, cellular component: catalytic step 2 spliceosome; nucleus; exon-exon junction complex. The transcript is spliced from 4 exons. Bases 1 to 462 code for a protein of 153 amino acids.
AUGUCGGAUGGUGAUGCUAUUAGCGCCAAUGACUUCUACGUAAGGUAUUACGUAGGGCACAAGGGAAAAUUCGGACACGAAUUUUUGGAGUUCGAAUUCCGGCCGAAUGGACAGCUGCGGUAUGCGAACAACUCGAACUACAAGAAUGACACGAUUAUCCGAAAAGAGGCUUUCAUCUCACCUGCUGUUUUACAAGAACUCAAGAGGAUUGUUGAAGAUUCAGAAAUUAUGCAGGAAGACGACGCGAACUGGCCAGAACCAGACAAAGUCGGACGACAGGAGUUAGAGAUUCUCAUGAACAACGAACAUAUUUCAUUCACUACAGGAAAAAUUGGAUCAUUGGCUGAUGUGAACAAUAGCAAGGAUCCCGAUGGUUUGCGGUCGUUCUACUAUCUUGUCCAGGAUUUGAAGUGUCUCGUCUUUUCGCUUAUUGGUCUACAUUUCAAGAUCAAACCUAUCUAA